CCGUGACCUUGCGCGCAAAUCAACAGUCGUAAUUUUAGGACCUUAAUACUAGAAUAUUUAUUUUGUUUGUCAGUGCAAGUAUAUACUUUUAACUAACCAGAAGAAAGAUUACCUUUUGGGACUGAAGUAUUGCCGAUGUUUAUUAUUAUCACUAAAGAUGGGUGGGCAUGUUAGUCGUGGUCGAGAUAACCAAUCACUCAUUGACGAACUGGUGCAAAACGGUCUCACAUUAAACCCAGAGACUGAGCGUGCUCUACGUCUAGUCGACAGAGGGGGUUACUUCAGCGAAAAAAGCCCACGAGCAUACAUGGAUAUGGCGUGGAGGUCUGGUUCUCUCCAUCUUUCAGCACCCAGCAUCUACAUUGUAGCUCUCAAAAACCUCGAUAUCCAACCAGGAAAUUGCUUUUUAAAUGUCGGUAGUGGAACAGGAUACCUUAGUACAGUCAUUGGCUUGUUACUAGGAUACAAUGGCGUUAAUCAUGGUAUUGAAGUGAAUGAUUUCAACGUUAAUUUUUCACGUGAACACUUGGUGACAUUUUUAUCUGAAUGUGAUGCACCUUUUGAACGAUCUUUUUGUCCUCCGGUAUUCCUACAUGGGAAUAUUUUAGAUUUAGUCGUUCCCUCAGUCCAACAGCCGAGUAUGGUUGAAAGACUGAAUAACUUCCCACAACCUUCUGAAAUGAUUCAAAAUAAUCUAGAUACUCAUUUAGAUAACAGUGUUAUUACUCCUGAAGGUAUAUGGACUUCAGAAGGAAGCCAAAAUCAUUCAUCGGACGCUACAAUGGAAGUAGAGGGGAAUGAUCAUGUGGUAAGCGAAAAUACCUAUCAAAAUGAUGAUCCGGAUGAUAAUAAUAAUAAUGACAACGAAAGCGAAUCUGAUCCUAUCAAGUGGGAAGAAGAGUUUAUUGUUGGAUCGCCACCUUGGAUACACCCAGAUAAUAGUCAUCCAUUAUCUGAUCAAACAGAUACAAACAUACCACGCUGGCCAGUAUAUGAUCGAAUAUAUGUGGGAGCUGCCGUUACUAGCCGUCUUCACUUACAAUCCAUACUACGAUUGCUCAAAGUCGGUGGUAUACUAGUUGUUCCUUAUCGAGAUAAAUUUAUGAAGAUCAAACGGAUAGAGGAAAAUAAAAUAACUGCAUCGGAAUUGAUGUCAGUUAGCUUUGCAACUCUUCUUCCAUCGAGAAUAGGUUCAGAGAAACAAGUCGAAUCGCCUCCUAAACCAAAUGUGAUAUCAUUGGAACAACUAGCUGCUCGCAUAAUACGCAGCCUUCUUCGAAAUGUCAUCGAGUUUCGUCAUAAUGGUCCACCCAUACUUGGCCAUAUGGAAGAAGUAGAAGAAGAAGAAGGGGAUGAUGAAGCAAAUACAAGCUGUGAUACAAAUGAAGAUUCUGAUACUUUGAUGAACAAUGCUGACAUAGAAGAACUUGAUGGACCAAGUAGGGAAAGUGGUGAAAGUGUGUUACAACCUAGAAUUCCAGGUUCACAAAACUGCUCAAUGGCUCGAUUUCUACGUUUAGCCUAUCUGUAUGUGUUGCAUUUGUCCUUACGCACUAUCUUUUUAUAGCAAUACUAAAUUUGACAAGAGGUGGAAUGUUUAAAAUGAAUCGAAUUUUAUCAUAAGCAUUUUGCAUUUCCCUGAGAGAGGAAGAAGAAUAUAUAAGGAGAUUGAUACAAAUUUUGUAUCCUAUAAGAACUUUUUUGACAUAGUUUGAUUUUCCUCGUUUAACUCAUUGUAUCCUAUGUACUUUUAGCAAAAAUGUUUACAGCUAUUUUUUUUGCUUCAUAUAUUGCUAACGUAUGACUUUUUUUUCUAAAAGCUGAAAACCGGAUUUGCUAAGUGGAUGGCUUUUAUUGAUCUAAAAUUGUUUUCCUACACCAUAAAGCAAAGUUUCUUUGGAACUGACUGGAUACCAUAGUACUCGUGGAUGACGUAUUCUCAUCCAUUUAACAGUAAAGUUGUAUCAUUGAGGAUUGUGCUUAUCGACAUUGUAUGGCUUUUAGCAGAUAUAUCCCGCUUCAGCUAGCAAUAUUAGCUUGUCACCAGGAAUUACAUUUGUCGCUUUCGUUCCAUCCGCUCUUCUUUGUUUGAUGGUUAGUAUAUUUAACUAAGUGAUAUUUGACUAAGUGGAACCGACUACUACAUUAACAUAGCAGCUACGGUUAGUUGACCAUACUCCAGUUGAGGGGGUGGGUAUGUGUAUCAAGAACAAAUAUAACAGACAUUUUUUGUUGUAGAAAUAUAGGAAGAAAAUUGCAAUAAUUGUAUCCAAUUACACACUUAACCAAAUUUGACACCUCGUCCUUCAAUGAAUAGACUCAAAUCCGACGUUCAUUAUUAAAAAUAUGGCUUAUAAAUUUUAUUAACGACGUUGAACUACCUUUUUCAGUAGCUUCGAGUGUUUUACUUUCUUGGUGUGGCGCAUAUAUAUUGGCGCUCUCUUGUACCAAUAUUUAUGUGUUCAAAUAAAUAAAAUUUACUUUCUUGGGAUUAUUUUUAACUCACUGAAGAAACAGAAUUAUGAUCUAUAAAACUGAAUUUAUCUGUUUUUAAACAAGAAAUAUCUUACUGUUUGAAUCUUUAUCUUAUUGUUCGUCUAGCCUAAACAUGUGGUUUUUAAGUGUAUGGUGUUUUGGAAAUGCGGAGUUUCGUACUUAUUGGGUGUACGAUCAAAUUUAAGUGUAUUGUGAUAAAUCUACAAAACAUUUGGUUUUUCUUUCGACAAAACUCCCUAAAUUAUUACAGUUUAUUAUUUUGAAUACGUUACACGCAAGAAGUAGACCUCAUGAUAGAACGAUCACUCAUACACCAGUUCGAUUUAAAAUAAAUCAAGGGUAACAAGUUACCCUAAGUCAGUAUUUCGGAACUACUGUUCAUUAUUGUACUAUUAGCGUCGUUCUCCCACAUUAGAUUCAGAAUACUUAUUGAGAUUAUUGUAAUGCACGAUGGAUAUAAAAAAUUUAUAUAUAUUCAAAGGAUGCAUUUCAAAUUUAAACUUAUCCAACAAAACAUAAACGGUCAUUUAUUUUUAUUAACUCUCAAAAAUGUAUGUACUGAGUCAUCAAGCUCACAAGUUCGUACACGACUAUACACUACAGCAUAGCGUGCUUGGUGUCACGUAUUAACCGGAUUUGUAAUCGAUUUUCGGUUCAAAUUUAAAUCGAUUAUACAGAUAAUUAAAAAAAAUCCAAAUUCAAUAGGUAAUGAAAUCCAAAAUAGGAAUACUAGUGGAGCAUUUGAAACAAUAAAAGUUGGAUGUAGCGCUCCUUUCUUGAAUGAAAUUCAUUGACACUGCCAAGCUUAGCAUGAAUUAUUAUUUAACAAUAUUUUCUUGUUGAAUGAAAAUUUAGUUUCGUAAAUGAUAUAUCGUGCAUGUUGUUUAUUUAUAUGAACCGCUUGUAGUAAAGUUGACUAAUGCCUACAUGCUUUUCUUUACACUUCCUUUUGGGAAUGUACAGGCACUAUUUGAUAAAUCACGCUG
Messenger RNA from Schistosoma margrebowiei, 3482 nucleotides. Lineage: Eukaryota; Metazoa; Platyhelminthes; Trematoda; Strigeidida; Schistosomatidae. The record is from the annotation of a GenBank genome assembly.